This is a messenger RNA of Polyodon spathula (Mississippi paddlefish), 1708 nucleotides long. Its product is annotated as spermatogenesis-defective protein 39 homolog. Gene Ontology annotation, biological process: vacuolar transport; intracellular protein transport. The transcript is spliced from 21 exons. The coding region runs from base 56 to 1579 and encodes 507 amino acids. Lineage: Eukaryota; Metazoa; Chordata; Actinopteri; Acipenseriformes; Polyodontidae. Gene Ontology annotation, cellular component: cytoplasm. The record is from RefSeq and is a predicted model, not a curated record.
GUAGAUCUGAUGUAUUUGUCAGGCAGGUUAAGCAUCGGGUAUUAUGUAAAGGAAGAUGAUCCAAAAUAAACCUGACGAAGAUGACUAUUGGAACAAUUCAAAGUUUAAGGCCUUCACGUUUGAGGAUGAGGAUGAUGAAUUCUCCCAGCUGAAGGAGUCGAAGAGGGCUGUGAACAGCAUCUUUGUGGCCGAUGAUGAUGAUGAAGAUGAUGAUGACGUGGAGAAGGUCAGCUGGAGUGGAGAGCCAGUGGGAAGUAUCACCUGGUCCAUCAGAGAGACUGCUUCCACUAACAGGAUGACAGGAGAAGAGCGAGAUUAUGGAUUCCCAAAGACUGAGACCACAGCCCAGAUUCCCUCCUUGCCCAAACAAGGAUCCAGUUAUUCCUUAAGCAGCUUAUUUAAAGGACGGAGCAAACUUGGGAAUUUCCAGGUACUUUCGGAUUGUAUUCACUGGGUACCCGUGGGUUACCGGCCUGGAGCUACCAACAACCCCUCUGUUAGAAGUUUUGCCCCAGAGCUGCGAAAACCAAAGUCUGAAUACAAGGACUACAUUAGUGACUGGAGUCCGGAAGAUACAGUCAGAAGGAUGCAAAAGGGCAAGCCGUACUCUCUUGAGAGUUUCCGCUCCCUGAAGGAUAAGCUGCUGCUCCUGGAUGAAGCCGUCCAAGUACACGACGGCAACAUCAUCACAGCUGUUUUAAUUUUUUUGAAGAGAUCGUUAAGUAAAGAAAUCCUGUUUCGGGAGUUGGUGUCAAGACAAAUCGCACUGCAGCAUUUUAUCCACUUUCUGAAGGAAGCAGGAGAACAAAUACUACUUCUGGAACUGCUUAAGACCCUAGGAAGGACAGAAGAUAUGGCUCUGUUACAGUACAGGGAGCAUUUGAAUAUCCAAGAUGAAGUCCAAAGAAAAGACUUCCUGAAAGGCUGCAUUAGUCUCCCUUUUUCAGUGGAUGAUGCCAGUCACGUUCAGGAUCACUACACGUUACUGGAGAGACAGAUCAUUGUAGAAGUGAAUGACAAACACUUGGAGAGAGCCGGACAGACAGAGAUAUUCAAGAAAUACCCCAGAAAAGCUUCCAUAUUAAACAUGCCCAUCAUAACCACACUCUAUUACUCCUGCUUUUACCAUUACGGGGAAUCUGAAGGAAUGUACAGCAGCCCUACAAACAUCAAAAAAACUUUCAAGAUUUCAGACAAACAGUAUUUAUUAGCAGCACUGGGAGCCAGAGCUAAACUGAAAGCAUGGAAAGAUGUGGACACCCUGUUUACUACAAAGAACUGGCUGGGUUACACAAAGAAAAAAACCCCAAUAGGAUUUCACAGAGUUGCUGACAUUCUGCAUAAAAACAAUGCACCAGUGCAGGUGCUUCAGGAGUAUGUGUGUUUAGUGGAUGACAUGGACCUGAAGUUAAAUCUAGCAUUGAAGUACAAGUGCCACGACGUUAUCAUUGAUACAUACAAAGACAUGAAGGACCGUCAUCAGUUGAUGUUGUACAGGUGCAAAGUAGACAGAAGCUCCCCGGAAGAGAGGAAGAUUGAUGACAUCCUUAGCAACACACAAAUCCGAUGGAAAAACUGACACCGUGCAGUGGGAAGACUGGACUGAAUUGAUUGCAGGGACACUGAUACUUGCUAACACCAAUGAAUAUACUGUACAUUCCGUGACGAUGCGACGAUUUUAUUAAUAAAGUUAAAAAGUAUUCACUAA